AUGCAUUCAUUUCUGAAACGCCAAAAUUUGGAAUAUGCGAUAAUCGUUGUCAAUCAAACGAAAGGCGAAAUAUUUAAUCGAGGGAAAUUGUCUAACAUUGGAUACGUCGAAGGCGUUAAGUUAUAUGACUGGGAUUGCUUUGUGUUCCAUGAUGUUGACCUAUUACCUGAAAAUAGUCGUAACAUUUAUACUUGUUCGGACAAUCCUAUACAUUUAACUGCCGCUAUAGACUUAUCGAAUUAUAAAUUACCUUAUUAUACUAUUAUGGGUGGAGCAGUGGUAUUUACUAAAGCACAGUUUUUGAAAAUUAAUGGAUAUUCCAAUAACUAUUGGUCAUAUGGAGGAGAAGAUGAUGAUUUAACAGGAAGUUGUCGGUUCUAUAUUCUUCAAAAAACAUUUGAAAUGUGGCAUGAAGACGGUCUAUCAAAUUUAGACUAUGAAGUUGUACAUAAUGAGAAACUUCAACUUUAUGUAAAUUUAGUUGUCCGAUUAAAAGAGAAAGAAUCUAUAGCAAUCUUGGAAGGAAGGAAGGAUUAUGAAAAAUAUAAACGAUGUGCCAAGUUAGUCAAUUUUUUGAAAAAGCUUAUACACCAAAUAAUUCCCACUUUCCGGCAAAUAUUUCUAAAGUAA
Dracunculus medinensis (Guinea worm) is the source of this 630-nucleotide messenger RNA. The record is from the annotation of a GenBank genome assembly. Lineage: Eukaryota; Metazoa; Nematoda; Chromadorea; Rhabditida; Dracunculidae.